AUGCUCAAUCUACGCCAGAGCCUGCGGACACGGCAAGGCAGUGAGGAGCGGUCCGCCGCUUCUUGGCGCCUGCUGGCCUCCAAACCCGCCAAGUUCAUCGCCACGGGGCUUCUGGCCGUCUCCUUUGCCUUCAUCUUGUUGCGGCUCUUUCACUACCCAAAUCAUGUGGCGACGACGACGACAGCUCCGAUUGCGCAGAUAGUCAACGACGUUCAGAACGCAGUCCCUGAGACCGCGACACCAGCAGCAGCACCGCCCGUCAUCAAGGGAAAUGCGCGCCUUCACCUCCUGGUCCCGGCGACCAGCACGAAUGCAGAACUCUGCAAACUCCUUCUUUCCGCGCAGAUUCUGGGCUAUCCGACCCCCGUCUUAAUUAAUUAUGGCGACCACGAAGCCUCCGACCCUUACGUUCAGCACCUCGCAAAGGUCGAGGGCAUCCUCCGGUAUCUGGAGACGCUCGAGCCGUCGGGCGACUACGCCGAGGAUCUUGUACUAAUUGUCGACGGCUACGAUAUAUGGUUUCAGCUCCGGCCGGAUGUUCUUCUAAAGCGAUUCUAUGAGAUCAAUGCUGCGGCGGAUGCGAGGGCGAUUGAGACGUACGGGGAGGAAUUUUUCAGCCAGCAUGACAUGCGACAGACGAUUGUUUUUGGCCCGGAUAAGAUUUGCUGGCCGGUGGAUUUCAGCCGACCGGCGUGCUGGGCGGUGCCGACGAGUCCUUUGCCUCAGAGUGUGUUUGGAACUCCGCCGAACGGAACGGAUGACCGUGAUAAGAACCAGGCUCGAUGGCUGAACAGUGGAACUGUCUUAGGGAAUGCGCAGGAUAUGAAAGCUGUCUUUGCCGCCACUCUGGAGGAAAUUCACACGAAUCACACCACCGACUCGGAUCAGUUCUACUUUUCGAAUGUCUUUGGGAAUCAGGAACUCGCUCGUCUCCGCCUCAAGCCAGAGUUGCUUGAAGAGGCGAAGAGUGUGAAGUACUAUGAUUGGGAAGACAAAAGCGAGGGCUUCCGCGCUGAGCCAGAUCUUUCGAAUAAGAAGACCGAGUACCACAUCGGUAUCGACUACUAUUCGAGCAUGUUCCAAACGCUGGCGUUCUGGAAACAGCACCUGUCGUGGUCACGAGCGAUCGAUUCAUUUGAUUCGCCUUUUGGGAGCAGUCCAUACCAGAUGCUCUUGGCCGAUGACAUCGAGGAAUCACCUCCUCCGUUCCAGUCUUUGGAAGAUGGUCGCGAUGGGGAGAAGCAUCCUGGUUCAUGGGCUGAAGUGGAAUUGGCGUACAAUGUCAUCACGCAAGAACAGCCCGUCCUUGUGCAUGUGACUGGCAACGCCGACGAGAAGCGGUACCGAUGGCUAUGGUGGUCGAGGCUAUGGUUUCAGGCGAAUGCAGAGAGCCUUCGACUUGCGACAACCCAGCUGGACCAGCGACGGAUCUCGCAAGAACCGAUCGGCGGGUAUAUCUGGUAUCACGCGGAUGAAGGUGAUGCAGAGGAGGUAGCGUCCGUGGGGAAAGGUGGCGCAUGGACGGAUCGAAGAGGAUGGUUGGGCUGGAAGCGAUUAUGUGGGCCUCAUGAAGAGCAGAUCUAUCAUGUGCCUGAUGAUGAGUGGUGGCAUCCAAAGCCGGAUCCUGAAGCGCCUCCUCCUCCGCCAGAGGGAGAAGGUCUACCACCACCGCCCGAGGCUGAGUUCCCUCCACCGCCAGAAGGAGAAGGUCUACCACCACCACCUCCUCCAAUGGGAGAGAUGCCCUCACCAGUAGAAGAGGCAGCACCUCCACCGCCAGAGCCUCAAAUGCCGGCAGCAGAACUACCGGCGGAGGCUCCAAACUUUCCAGCAGGGGAAGAGCCCCGAGCGAAUAGCGGAGAUUACAUCCCAGUGGAACAGGCUCCGCGGGAAGUGAUAGAUGCAGCUGCACAGAACGCUAGAAAGCGGCGGAGAGAUUCCCGGCGAUAG
Molecule: messenger RNA, 1950 nt
Organism: Zasmidium cellare ATCC 36951
Lineage: Eukaryota; Fungi; Ascomycota; Dothideomycetes; Mycosphaerellales; Mycosphaerellaceae
Exons: 1
Coding region: 1-1950 (649 amino acids)
Source: RefSeq, a predicted model, not a curated record